This is a messenger RNA of Frankliniella occidentalis (western flower thrips), 3751 nucleotides long. RefSeq lists its product as uncharacterized. Lineage: Eukaryota; Metazoa; Arthropoda; Insecta; Thysanoptera; Thripidae. The transcript has 6 exons. The coding region runs from base 211 to 1386 and encodes 391 amino acids. The record is from RefSeq and is a predicted model, not a curated record.
AACUAGUCUCGCUGCAAGGCCGCAGUGGCAACCCACGUCGUCGUCGCAGCGCUGACUGAUGGAGUCAAAUGAUUGCUGCGAAAUCAAUAUGCUCCGUGUCUGGUUAUCGUAGUCGAUGAAGUAGUUUCGUCAAAUUAUCUGUUACUCUGUUCGAGUUUCUAAUAGCAAGAGCACACUUUUGGCGGACAUUAAUCGAUUAACCACGGAAAUAUGGAUCGCAAUGUUGGAACUUGUUGUGUCAUCAGGCUGUUUUCAGCUGGCAGUCAAAUCACAGACCUUACGAAGGGCCAGCUGUGCAAAUGCCAACUACCGAAUUUUCAUAUAGAAGCUGGUGCUCUACUGUCACUUCCUGGGAACGAAGAGACCAAAUGUCACCAGGUCCCUGUAGUUCAUCUGGACAGUGUAGAUGAAUGGAGUGAAAACAGAGAGAGGUUUUAUGUGUUUGGUUUGAGUGCAUGGUUGCGAGUGAAGCCUUUUGUCUCUCUGUUUACGUCUGAUUUUAGUGUGAAGCUGGGAACGUGUUCUCCAUAUGUAGUCAGGUCACCUCUCAUCAGGAAGACUUUGAUCUGGCACACAGUGCAAGGUUUUCCUCAUGAGAAGGAAGGGGCAUAUUUCAAAGACUCAAACAAAGUUUGGUUAAAACUUCCCAUCAAAUCUGCUGCAACCUUCCAAACAUUUGUUUUGGAGAUUUUGGGAUUACAUAUGUUCAAGACAAUGUGUUACCCAUGUUCUGGUCCUGUGGAUUUUGUCUUUUGCCAUAGGAAGGGUAAACAACCCUCCCAAAUUCUGAUAUAUGGUGUAGAGUCUGAAAUGACAGUUGCUAGUUUUUUUGCUGGACUCUCAGCUUACGAAGACUCAGAGUGUCAGCAGUACGUAACUGUUUGUACUGAAUCUUCAUAUAGUUCAGGGGUGGAGAACGGAGCUGCUUAUCUUUUGCACAAAAACCAUGACGGCAGCAAAUGUCCCCAGGCUUUAUCAGUAAUGCAGGUGAAUGCUGCUGAAUGUGAAGUGGAGGAAAUGUCAUUUCACCAGAUCAAGUCAGAAAUCAAAGUGGAACCAGAGUGGCAGCCACAUCUGAAGCAGCGUGCGGAAGAUACAGUAAAGGAACGGGUGGGAAGGAAAUCACAGCCAACAGUAAAGUGCCCUGGAUGUUUAGCAGUGUACUCUGGCAACUUGGCGCUCUGGGCCAUCAUAUUAUUAAUAGUCACAGAAAGCGCGCAAUGCUCUAUAGAAGCAGGCUGCGAGCUCAGUUUAGUGCCUAUUUUACACAAGCUGAAAAAUCAGACUAAAGAUUCAUUGUCAAUUUUUCUGUGUAAGGGUGAAAACAUUUGUCCUGAUUUUUGUUUGUUUAGAACAAGUCUGAACAACUACUGUUUAGUACAUUGAAGUGCCACAACAUGGACUUCUUUGUGUACCUAUGUGAGUGUGUUAGACUGAGUGUGUUAGACCAAUUAUAAUUGACAAAACCUUGUGUAUUAAGGAAUUGAAGUCAGGUAUGCUGAGCAUUCAUACUAUGAGUAAGGAGACAAUUUUAAUUAAGUGUUUAUCAGUGUCACGUUUAUUAGGUCUUCUGUAAUAUUGUAUCUCUGACGGGUAUGUACUGCUCCCGAGGAAAAAGUUGUAGUGUUAACUGUGAUUUGUAUUGGAAUGAAAUGUGUUGCUGAAGAAAUUUACUACAACUUUCUUGUGCAGGUACAUUACAUUCAAAUGAAUACAAGACUUUUGUACUAAAUCGAAGCCUGUCAUCAGAUGACAAAUUAUCUUUAACAGUGUGGUAUUAGUUCUUGUCGUAGCAAAUAUAUUUUUUUUUGAGCAAUGGCAGCUAAUACGGCUUUUUGUUUUGCAAAAAAAAAUAACAACUCUUUUAAGAAGUUUUCACUUGGCAACACAUUAUUAUGGAGCAUUUGCAAUAUCUAUCUUACUUUGUAGUCUUUGUUUUUGUUUCUUAUGUUGUGUUUACAUUUUAUUUGAUGUACAAUUUCUGAACUUUUCUGAAAGGUGUGCUGUUUUUUCAAUGUACAUAUAAUGUAUGUAUAUAUACUGUAAUGUACAUAUGCAAACAUUACUGGUUGAAUACAAUGUGAUUUUGGCUUAGUCAGUUAACAUAUUUUGUGACUGAUCAUUUCAUUGGUCACUUAUUGUGCAUUUCCAUGUUUAGGGAAUACUGAAAUUUGUCCUUGUUCUCAGCCGUGCUAGAUGUGAAAAAUAUAUGUCUGUACAUGUACGAUGUAUUUUGUUAUUUGCCAAGUCAAUACCCAGGGCUUAAAAUAUUUAUGAUUUCAAAUUGUAAUUGUACAACUUCUUCCAGGAGAAAUGUUCCUGUACCUGGUACGACAAUUUUUUAGUGCUUGAGGCCAUGUUUAUAUCUUGUGUCUGCUAGGUUGGCAGGAACCCGCUUCACAAACUUGGCUUUAUCGUAUUGUAUAGUACUGUACAGUACUUUUUAGUAUUGUUUGAACUAACCCAAUAAUGCUAGUAAGAUUAAUUUUAAAACAACACGAGCCCUGUGUAGGUUCCAAAGUUAUCCAGUAAGUGGUUUCAAUGUUUCAGUGAUGACUGAAACACACCAUUCUUUCCCAAAUAACUUUUGUGUUCCAGUUAUUCUCAGACUACCUUGUGUCCAUCUAAUGUUUGGGUGCUCCAUGUAAAUCAAUUUUGCACCCACAUCAUAUAUUAGUAGGAAUCUUAUUGUAAUUUCUGAUAUUAAUGAAUUCUCUGUUGUUAACUACAAAACCUCGCCCAGGCUCCAAGCUUAAGAUUUAUGAGUAAUUGAAAUUACCUAGCCAGGGUUUAACCUUUAUAUUUAUUUAAUUGCUUUAAUAAGUUCGGUCUUUAGCCUGCCCUUCUGCUUUGGAGAGGGAACCUAGCUGGCUCAUUCAAACGACCUGAUGUCUGUUUUGUCUGAUCCACUACAAGAAGAUGUGCUAGAGACUUGAAAUUUUCAAGGUAUUUUAAGGUUCACUUCUAGAGAACGAAUUGACUACGGCACUUCCUGGCAACAAUCCCUAAGGUGCUGGAGGGGGGUAUCAAAGAAAAGGGGGUAGGUCCAAAAGGGAUUGUUUUCAGCCCGCCCUUCUGCUUUUAAAAAGCUAUCCAGCGGGCCUAUGCAAACGGCCUCGUUGUCUGUGUGCCUGUUGCCACGAUGCUUCACCGUUACAUUCCUUUAUCAUGUCUAAUUGUAAGGGGCAAAUUUCUACUCUUCCUAUACUGUAGUGUGUUUUAUCUGUAACUUGUUUGUCAAUUAUUGUUAUGCGAGUUAGUUAUUUGUUCUUGCUACUCCCUCAAUUUGAAGCAAUAAAACAGGUUGACUUUACUUUUAUUUUUAUAGAAAACUUAACAAUACACCCCAAGAGAUUCGGCUCCAUACUAUCUGUGGGGUUUACACAUACAGAGGUAUUCCGUGAGCUAACUUUCAUUCCAGAUUAGACUUGCUAUAUCGUGUUUCGGGUCCACGACACAACAUUAUGCGGGUUUGCCUACUCGUUCCACCUAUAAGGCACCAUGGCCCCCAGGGCUAUGCAAACCCGCAACACUGCUGUGUCGUAGACCUGACACUCGGUACAUUACUCGUUCACGAAUCUUUACAACUCGGGUAAUCGCGUACAGAAUAAGGACUACCUCGUCACAUUAUCACGCAUGAAAAUGCCGAAUUUAAAAGGGAACGUGCUGUUUAGGGCCCAGAUAAGGAUGCGUGCUGCGGUAGCACGUCUGCGGUAGCACGUCCCACCGUCCGGCCCGCAAGUCGGAAAUC